Messenger RNA from Medicago truncatula (barrel medic), 2023 nucleotides. RefSeq names its product dihydrolipoyllysine-residue acetyltransferase component 5 of pyruvate dehydrogenase complex, chloroplastic. The transcript is spliced from 6 exons. Gene Ontology annotation, biological process: pyruvate decarboxylation to acetyl-CoA. The record is from RefSeq and is a predicted model, not a curated record. Gene Ontology annotation, molecular function: dihydrolipoyllysine-residue acetyltransferase activity. The coding region runs from base 214 to 1587 and encodes 457 amino acids. NCBI's taxonomy places the organism in Eukaryota, Viridiplantae, Streptophyta, Magnoliopsida, Fabales, Fabaceae. Gene Ontology annotation, cellular component: chloroplast envelope; pyruvate dehydrogenase complex; chloroplast thylakoid.
GAAAUGAAAAAUGAAACCAACCAAAGUAGUACACCAAACAACACAGCAACAGUGUUGUAAGUGUCGUUAGAUUCAGUGAUUCAAGUAGUUGAAAUCUCCGUCCACUUUCGAUGAACACGAGGAUACAUCUUUUCUAUUUCACUUAACAAACAACAAACAUUCACUUCACAAUACAUACAUUCCUCGUUUUCUUCAAUUCCCCAUUUUUCAACAAUGUCUCACCUUCUUCAAACAUCCUUCCUCUCUUCCUCCACCGUCGUCCGCCGCACACCCACCUCCCUGUACCGCACCACAAACCGCAUCAUUGUCCGCGCCAAGAUCCGUGAAAUCUUCAUGCCAGCACUCAGUUCCACAAUGACCGAGGGCAAAAUCGUCUCAUGGAUCAAAUCCGAAGGCGACAAACUCUCCAAAGGCGACAGUGUUGUCGUCGUUGAAUCCGAUAAAGCUGACAUGGAUGUCGAAACUUUCUACGACGGUAUUCUCGCAGCUAUUGUUGUUGAAGAAGGUGAUGUCGCCGCCGUUGGAUCUCCCAUCGCAUUUCUCGCUGAAACUGAAGAGGAAAUUGAACUAGCUAAGGCCAAAGCUCUUUCAUCUUCUUCAUCAUCCUCUACUUCUCCUUCUCCUGCACCCUCACCUGCGCCCGCACCCACACCUGCACCCGUAGAAUCUCAACCGAAGAAGGUUGUUACAGCGGCGGUUGUUUCCAAACAUCCGGCGUCGGAGGGAGGGAAGAGAGUGGUGGCAUCACCCUAUGCGAAGAAAUUGGCUAAGGAGUUGAAGGUGGAGUUGGGACAAAUUAUUGGGACUGGACCUUCAGGGAGGGUUGUGGCGAAAGAUGUCGAGGCAUUUGCAGCUAUAGGGAGUGUUGCAGCGACGGCCACGGAGCCCGUAAAUACUGCGGUUUCUGGUGUUGAAUUGGGGACUGUGGUACCGUUUACGACAAUGCAGAAUGCUGUGAGUAGGAAUAUGGUGGAGAGUUUGGGGGUCCCUGCUUUUAGAGUUGGAUAUACUAUUACCACUGAUGCACUUGAUGCUCUCUACAAGAAGAUCAAGUCAAAGGGAGUUACUAUGACAGCAUUACUUGCUAAGGCUACAGCACUCGCGCUGGCUAAACACCCUGUUAUAAACUCUAGUUGUAGGGAUGGUAAUAGCUUUACAUACAAUAGCAGCAUCAACAUUGCAGUCGCUGUGGCUAUAGAUGGUGGUCUUAUUACACCGGUGCUUCAGGAUGCUGAUAAGGUUGAUGUUUAUUCAUUGUCUAGAAAGUGGAAGGAGUUGGUUGAUAAGGCCAGAGCUAAGCAGCUGCAGCCUCAUGAAUACACCACAGGUACUUUCACUCUUUCCAACCUGGGAAUGUUUGGCGUUGAUCGCUUUGAUGCUAUUCUGCCUCCUGGAACCGGGGCAAUUAUGGCAGUUGGAACAUCACAGCCAACUGUUGUGGCUACUAAGGACGGUCGCAUUGGCAUGAAGAAUCAAAUGCAGGUCAAUGUUACAGCAGAUCACCGUGUAAUCUACGGUUCUGAUCUAGCUCUGUUCUUGCAAACUCUGUCUCAGAUUAUUGAGGACCCUAAAGAUCUUACUUUCUAGUCUCAUUUUUCUAUAUCCUUAUGCUGCAUAAAAAGAGUUUAUGAUUCCUCUAUUCGUGGAUUACGGAUUAUUGAUCGUCGAGAAGCACAAUCUGAAAAGCCAAAUUACUAUUCACUCAGGAUUGUGCAAAGAACAGGAGCAGAGUUUUGAAUAGGAAAGCUGAGCUGUAGUUUCUUAAAUGAGAUUGAGUCAAAUAUGUCAUUUUUCAUUAAUACCAUCUAAUUAUAAAUUUGUUCUUUUGGUUGCCCGUUGUCGUCCAAUAAUGUCCAUUAUUUAUGUGAGAGCAUGAAACUUAUUUUAGAAUCCUGUCUAGAAAAUUGAAACAUGGGAGAUUGAACAAUGAUUACGUUCUGUUAAGUGUGAUUGUUGUGACAUUUUGUAUCAAUGGCAAUGGCAAUGACUAAUAAAAAAGCUGGUUCCACCAAAGUUAGGGAUA